Molecule: messenger RNA, 531 nt
Organism: Zasmidium cellare ATCC 36951
Lineage: Eukaryota; Fungi; Ascomycota; Dothideomycetes; Mycosphaerellales; Mycosphaerellaceae
Exons: 3
Coding region: 1-531 (176 amino acids)
Molecular function (GO): fatty acyl-CoA hydrolase activity
Source: RefSeq, a predicted model, not a curated record
AUGACCACCCCAAACAAACCCUCACAGGAAAGAGACUCCCGCGAGCUCAAAGAUGAAAUGACCCAAGCCCUCCUCAAAGGCCCAGCAAGAGCAAAAUACGACCAAAUCCCCGCCCGCAACUUCCUGCUCCCUUUCCUCGACACCGUCACCAUAACCACCGCCACGCGCCUCUCCCCCACCAAAUCCCACUGCACCUUCCGCUUCGCCGUCCUUCCCGAGUUCCUCAACCCAAUGGGCACACUGCACGCCGGAGCGACGUCUGCGUUUUUCGAGUGUGCGACGACGUGGACGCUGUGGCCGGUUGCGAGACAGCCGGAUUUCUGGCCGAGUUUGGGGGUUUGUCGGACGAUUGGGUUUGUGUAUUUGAGGCCGGUGGGCGUCGGGGAGUGGUGUUUGAUGGAGUGUGAGACUGUCCAUGUAGGAAAGAGGAUUGCCCUGGUGAAAGGGGAAUUGAAACGGGAGAAGGACGGUGCGGUGCUGGUCACCUGCGAACAUAACAAGGUCAAUGUCGACGCUGAUUCGAAAAUGUGA